Molecule: messenger RNA, 3939 nt
Organism: Vicia villosa (hairy vetch)
Lineage: Eukaryota; Viridiplantae; Streptophyta; Magnoliopsida; Fabales; Fabaceae
Exons: 6
Coding region: 1-3939 (1312 amino acids)
Source: RefSeq, a predicted model, not a curated record
AUGUCAAAACAGAAAGUGGUUUUUAGCUUGGAGUUUCGUGAAGAUUCUUGGGGUCCCUUACGCCUAGCCAGUACAACCUCGGAACCGAAACUUAUUCAGACGGAAGACUCUAGCUCGGAGGAUAUUGGGUUAGGCUUUGGUGGCGGAUCGGAGGAGGAUAAUGAGGUCUAUUUUUCUGAGAAUGUUUUAUCCAAUGGUUCUUCUUCAACGGACUGUAGCGUAAAGGUAGGCAGGACGGCGGGCAAAAGAAAAGGCAAAAGCAUAUCGAACGAUCCUGUCAAGGAUCUUUCAAGACAGACUGUCCUUAUCGAGACUCAUUCAACUUUUGACAGUGCGGUGAAAAAGGCCAAGGAUUUGGGUUGUCUCAGAACACAAAAGGUGGAAAAAGGUUUUAGUGAUAAAGAUAAUAGUUUUUUUAAGGAAGGAGAGGGAGACUCUGCGUCAGUUGGCACAAGUGUUCCGGAAACAGCUUUUCAAAGUGGGUCCAAUGAGAAUAUAUCUAAUAGACGCGUGGCGUUGAGGAAGGACAGGAAAAAGUUGCGAUAUAAAAAUCUCUCUUGUUUUGUUGGGCCAAGAAAGAAACAGAAUGGUAGGCCCAAGAAAAUAGUAGUGAACAGUGAGGUCCCAUCAGAUUUUAGCAUUAAGCCCAAUAGCGAUCGUUUACCCUCAUUCUCUGACCCAAUUUCUCAAUUAUCUUUGAGUUUGGGAUCUCCCAGAAGAGGUAAUCAGAUGUUUCUAGGGGAACACUCAGAGGAGACUGAUAUUAUCAGUCUUCCCCUCAAGAGGGUCCUGUGGAGAAAUUUGCUGGCUUUAAAAGAUAACUAUAACGAUGGUGAAUGGGUUUUAGGUGGUGAUUUUAAUUCUGUUAAAAAUGGUGGGGAAAGGAAGGGUAGGUCAGUGGUGGGCAAUCAAGCUGAGUGGGAGGAAUUCUCUGGUUUCAUUAAUGAUUUGGGGUUGGAGGAUGUUCCUUGUAAAGGCAAGAAAUUCAGUUGGUUCAGCAGUGAUGAUUGGGGCCCGAAACCGUUCAAGUUCAACAAUGAAUGGUUUCAACACAAGGAGUUUUUCGGUUUUGUAGAGAAGGAAUGGAUGGGAUUGGAUGUUAAUGGGCGCGGUGAUUUUGUGCUGAAGGAGAAAUUAAGACUCCUAAAAAACAAAUUGAGAUGGUGGAACAUUAACGUUUUUGGCAAAAUUAAUCUUGAAUUGGAGGAAGGAGUCAAGGAGAUUAAUGCCUUAGAUAAUCUUUCAUCGGAGGAGGAAGCGGACUCGGGGUCGAGAUGGAGGGCGAAUAGGAAAUUUUGGACGAAUCUUAAAAUUAAGGAGAACAUGUUGAUCCAAAAGGCAAGACUAAAGUGGUUAAAUGACGGAGACGAUAAUAGUAGAUACUUUCAUACGGUGAUGAAGAGGGGAUUACGGCGCAAUUAUCUUGGUCAUAUUUCUUCGACUAAUGGGAUAAUUAGCAAGGUGGAGGAAGUUAAGGAAGUGAUUUUUGAGCAUUUGGAGUCUAAAUUCAAAGAAAGUGUGGAGCCUAGACCGGGUUUGGAUGGAGACAUUUUCAACAAGCUUAAUUUAGAAGAUAAGAAUUCUCUAGAAGUACCAUUUGAGGAAAAUGAAAUUAAAGAGGCGGCGUGGAGUUGUGACGGAAGCAAAAGUCCGGGUCCGGAUGGGUACUCCAUUCUUUUCUACAAGAAGUGUUGGGAGAUUGUUAAAUCGGAUGUCAUUUCAUGCUUUAGGGAACUACACUCGGGGUCCUGUUUAUCAAAAUCCAUAACCUCGUCCUUCUUGGCUUUGAUCCCUAAGUCUAACAACCCGUUAGGUUUAGAUGAGUAUAGGCCAAUUUAUUUGGUUGGUAGUAUUCUUAAGAGCAUUUCUAAAGUAUUGGCGGGGAGAAUCAAGAAGGUGAUUGGUAAGGUGAUCUCUAAUAGUCAAAGUGCCUUUGUUCCCGGGAGACAAUUGUUAGACGGGGUUCUAGUGGCGAACGAAUUGGUUGAUUUUUCUACUAAGGAAAAGAAGGAAGUGUUACUUUUUAAAGUAGACUUUGAGAAAGCCUAUGAUAAGGUAAAUUGGGAGUUUCUUCGUACCAUGAUGAGAAAAAUGGGCUUUGGAGAAAUUUGGAUAAGGUGGAUGAAUGCUCUCGCUUUUACGAGUCACAUGUCGGUGUUGGUGAAUGGGAGUCCCACUAAGGAAUUUAAGGUUGAGAAGGGUUUGAGGCAAGGCGACCCUAUCUCUCCUUUCCUCUUUGUAAUAGUAGUGGAAGGUUUGAAGGGGUUAGUGAAUAAAGCGGUGGAAAAUGGCGACUUUGCGGGGUUUACGUUCAAUAGAAGGUGCUCCAAAGACGUUCUUCAAUUUGCGGACGAUACCCUCUUGGUUGGAGAUGUGAUAACCUUUUGGAGAUUGCCACCAACUUUUUUGGGGUUACCUAUCGGUAGCAAUCCUAGAAGGAUCACCACUUGGGAGCCUUUGGUGGCGAAAGUAAAGAAGAGGCUAGCUAGUUGGAAAGGAAGAUUUCUUAGCUUUGGCGGUAGAAUUACUCUUAUUAAGUCGGUCCUUAGUAGUUUGGCUAUUUUUUACCUAUCGUUUUACAAGGCCCCGAAGAAAGUCAUUAAGGAUAUUAAUCGUAUUCAAAGUAACUUUUUAUGGGGAGGUACGGAAGACAAAAAGUGUAUUCAUUGGGUUAGUUGGGAUUCAAUGUGCCUUCCAAUUGAGAAGGGUGGUUUGGGAAUUAGAAGGAUCGAAGACUUUAACUCCGCUCUCUUAUUUAAAUGGAAAUGGAGGAUUGUCGACAAACCCUAUUUGUUGUGGUAUGGGGUGUUGAAGGCUCGGUAUGGAGACAAUAAUCUUAAAGUGGCGCACGUGGGGACCAAAGAAAAGGGAGAGGAAGCGAAGUCUUAUUGGUGGAGGGAUGGAGGGAUAUCCUGUAACGGAGGCUCUACUUCCUUUUGGCAUUCCAAUUGGACGAAUCGGGGACCGCUUAAAGACUCUUACCCUCAGCUGUACCGUAAUUCGGCUUUGCAGGAUGUCUCGGUGGCACUUAUGGGAAACGGGAUAGAUGGAAUCUGGAAGUGGGGAGAUUUUGGCAUCUCGCGGCCAAUCCCGAACAGCAAUCAGCGACCUGCAGCUCUGUACAACGCUGAAGCAAUUACUUCUCUGCCUUUGAAUGCUUUCAGCAGCAGACCCCAGCACUGUGAGGACCAAAAUUUUGUUUCUGCGCAAGGCAAUCUCAUUCUGGACGAUAACAGUAUUGUCCCCUCUUUAGUGGAACAAUUGAAACAUGAUCUAGCUAGUUCCUUUGAAGAAAGUAACAUAGCCGACAGUGUUUUAUGGCUGUUGGAUAUAGAAGGUAAAUUUACCGUUAGGAGCUGCUACGGAUCUCUAAUCAGAAGGCAAAUUCCAUAUGGCCCGGAGGGUGAGUUCGAUAAAGCUUUAAAGCUAGUUUGGAAGAUGAAGGUCCCGAUGAAAUCGAAAGCUUUUGGAUGGCGUAGUUUCAUUAACAAAUUACCAACGAGAGGAGCACUUUUCCGAAAAGGUGUAAUUCCCUCUCCCAAUGUUGUUUGCGCUUUCUGCCGUGGAAUUGAAGAGACUACGGUCCACUUACUUUUAUCGUGUCAUUGUGUCGAUCUGGUGUGGAGGGAUAUUGCAGAGUGGAUAGGAUUCGAUAAUUUCAAAGCCGGGGAUAUCAAGGAAAGUUUUUUGAGGUGGUACAAUUUCAGUAGGAAAGCUAGAGUGAGAAAGGGAAAAGAGGGUGUCGUGUGGUUGGCGGUGGUUUGGCAUAUAUGGUUAGUCAGAAAUGGCAUCGUUUUUAGAGGUGAUUCUUGGAACAUUUCCGACAUCGUCUGGGGGGUUAAAGCUUUGGUGUGGCGUUGGUCUUUCGUUGGGAAAAUUAUGCAGUUCAAUUGUAAUUUUUACGAAUUUAGUAGGGAUCCUAUUUUCUAUUUGUCGUAA